Messenger RNA from Miscanthus lutarioriparius, 1113 nucleotides. The record is from the annotation of a GenBank genome assembly. Lineage: Eukaryota; Viridiplantae; Streptophyta; Magnoliopsida; Poales; Poaceae.
AUGGCGCUCUCUGACCGCUCCCGCGAGUCACUCCUACCGAGCUUCCUCUACUCCCCGGCGGCGGCGAGGUCGUUCGCAGGCGCCUCCCGCUUCCCCGCCUCGCCCGCCGUGGCGGCCCCGGCCCCGAGUGUAGCGGGAGGUGGCCCCCUGCCGUUCACGAUCCAUUCACCCAAUGAGAAGAUCGAGAUGUAUUCGCCAGCGUUCUACGCAGCCUGCACGGCCGGAGGCAUCGCCAGCUGCGGGCUCACCCACAUGGCCGUCACGCCGCUCGACCUCGUCAAGUGCAACAUGCAGAUUGAUCCAGCAAAAUACAAGAGCAUCACAUCUGGUUUUGGAAUACUGGCCAAGGAGCAAGGAGUGAGGGGCUUCUUCAGGGGGUGGGUGCCCACCCUGCUGGGCUACAGUGCUCAGGGAGCUUGCAAGUUUGGAUUCUAUGAAUUCUUUAAGAAAUACUACUCAGAUAUUGCUGGGCUUGAGUACGCUCAGAAAUACAAGACCCUGAUAUACCUGGCUGGGUCGGCUUCUGCUGAGGUGAUUGCUGAUGUGGCUCUCUGCCCCUUUGAAGCCGUGAAGGUCCGUGUGCAGACACAACCUGGAUUUGCUCGUGGUCUCAGUGAUGGGCUCCCUAAGUUCAUCAAAUCUGAUGGUGCCCUGGGGCUUUACAAGGGAAUUGUCCCUCUCUGGGGUCGUCAGAUUCCUUAUACGAUGAUGAAGUUUGCUUCAUUUGAGACCAUUGUUGAACUUAUCUACAAGAACGCUGUUCCUGUUCCAAAGUCAGAGUGUAGCAAACCUUUCCAAUUGGGUAUCAGCUUUGCCGGUGGCUACAUUGCUGGUGUUUUCUGUGCCAUUGUUUCUCACCCUGCUGAUAACUUGGUCUCUUUCCUGAACAAUGCCAAGGGUGCUACGGUUGGUGAUGCUGUUAAGAAGCUUGGCCUCUGGGGCCUCUUCACUCGUGGUCUUCCUCUUCGUAUUGUGAUGAUCGGUACUCUUACUGGAGCCCAGUGGGGUAUUUAUGAUGCAUUCAAAGUCAUGGUUGGACUGCCGACAACUGGAGGUGUCACGCCAGCACCAGCUCCUGCUACGGAGGAGGCUACAUUGAAGGCCAGUGCAUGA